CGCGAGCCACCUUCUCGGCGCGCCGGCCGGGCCUCGCCAGCCCUGCGCCCGCCUGACGGCGCAUGGCCCCGGCGUCGCUCAGCAUGAACCCCGCUGGGCUCCAGACGUUCGGCGGGGGGCGCGCGGGGCCCGGCCCGCUGCCCUUCAGCGUCGAGUCGCUGCUGGAGGCGGAGCGCGGGCUGGACGCGGGGCCCACCGAGCCCCGGGAGGAGAGGCCACGGGGCACCGCGGAGCCCUGGGCCUGGUUCCCGCCGGCCGCCCGCUCGUCCUCCCCACGCGCCCCCAGCCCUCCGCCCUGCGCCCUCCGAAAGCACAGGACCAACCGCAAGCCGCGGACGCCCUUCACCACCGCGCAGCUGCUGGCGCUGGAGCGCAAGUUCCGCCAGAAGCAGUACCUGUCGGUGGCCGAGCGCGCCGAGUUCUCCAGCAGCCUGAGCCUCAGCGAGACGCAGGUCAAGAUCUGGUUCCAGAACCGCCGCGCCAAGGCCAAGCGGCUGCAGGAGGCCGAGCUGGAGAAGCUGAAGCUGGCGGCCAAGCCGCUGCUGCCCUCCUUCGCCCUGGGCGCGCCCCUGCCCGGCCCCCCGGCCGCGUACGCGGGCGCAGCGGGCUCCCCGCCGCAGGCGCCAGGACUCGUCGCCGCGCCCGUCGCUGCCUACCGCAUGUAUUACCUGUCCUAGGGCAACGGGGGGCUGCGACGUGGGUCCCAGCGCCAGCGCGCCCGCCGCGUCCGUCCGGGCGCGGAACUCGGCCCUGGGUGGCCUCCCGGAGCCUCCGGUGCCUUUGUGUCUCAUUUUUCCGUUUUUGUGUUUCCCCCGUCGUCGAUACACGUGAUGACCGAUGCCUCGAGCGCACUCGUGGGCACCUUACACACAUUUUAAAACGGGGGUUAAAAACCCCGUGCCUCCCACACUUCCGUGAAAAGCGGUGAAUGGUUUCGUGCAGCGCCCUCGGAGCUUCCCGUUUUGUGCAAACCGUGAGGCGUCGUGGGGUUUACUCCGUGGCGCGCUCCUGCGCCCCUAACCCGGGCAGCAGGGCGCUCAGAACUGGCUACGAGACUGAGGCCCGAACCGCGGGGCAGACAGUUUGGAGCCAGGGCCUUUAGGUGAAACUCACCAGCUACGUCCCCGGAUGAGGUCUGGUGCCGUCCCGACCACAUGGAAACCCGCACGCCCACUUUAGGGACCCCCCACACUUACGGUUUUCGUAGGGCGCGCCCAGCAGCCUGCGGUGAACUACUGUCUGGGGGCGUGCGUGGGGUCCACGUGUGGGGGUGGGU
Molecule: messenger RNA, 1276 nt
Organism: Felis catus (domestic cat)
Lineage: Eukaryota; Metazoa; Chordata; Mammalia; Carnivora; Felidae
Product: homeobox protein MSX-3-like
Exons: 2
Coding region: 63-677 (204 amino acids)
Biological process (GO): regulation of transcription by RNA polymerase II; embryonic morphogenesis
Cellular component (GO): nucleus
Molecular function (GO): DNA-binding transcription factor activity, RNA polymerase II-specific; RNA polymerase II transcription regulatory region sequence-specific DNA binding
Source: RefSeq, a predicted model, not a curated record